GACGCAGGAGGUCCUCACUGUGGCCCGGUCCUCAUCGCCCGAGGAGGAUGACCCUUCAAGGAUCGCCCAUGAUGAAAUAUACGAAGGCUCAAAGAACCCUCUGCGACUUACCCAGAAGAUCAACGCCCCCUUUUCGUGCGCGAUGGACCUCCAGAAUUUCCCCUUCGACACUCAGCAUUGCAAGUUGUUGAUCAGAAUCACCUCCGCCCGCGAGGAAUUCCUACGGUGGAGCGACCUCACAGUCCAGUAUCUUGGGGAGAGACUGCUAACAGAAUACGAGUGGGAGACAUGACGAUACAGCGGCGGGAGGAGGACGAGUACAGCGUGGCGGUCGUCGGCAUGAUCUUCUACCGUCGCUACUGGUACUACCUGACGUCGGCCUACCUGCCCACCAUCAUGCUCAUGCUCAUUAGUUACGCGUCCCUCUUCUGCAAGCGGGACAAUCGGGAUCUGAGGGUCAUGAUGGCCAUCACGACGCUGCUCGUUCUCUACGCCCUCUACCAGCAGAUCUCGGAUGGCCUGCCGAGGACCUCGUACACCAAGGCGGUUGAUGUCUGGUGCUUCUUCGCGAUUACAUUCAUAUUCUCGCAGGUGAUAUCCACGUGGCCAUGUGCCAUCGACGUCGAGAUGAGCUGGCCUCGACGCGUGCGCGCUUCGCCGAGGGUCAAGGAGAUCGACCUCGCCAACAAGCCUCGACGUCGCUUCCCUGCUCUCGUCGUCGCUCGAAUCGUCUACGCCCUCCUGCUGGUGUUCUUCUGCUUGAUCUACUGGGCCGUGGUUCUCGUCGAUAAGAACCGGGGCGAGAUGGAGCACGAAUUUUGA
Molecule: messenger RNA, 822 nt
Organism: Penaeus vannamei (Pacific white shrimp)
Lineage: Eukaryota; Metazoa; Arthropoda; Malacostraca; Decapoda; Penaeidae
Source: RefSeq, a predicted model, not a curated record